AUGCGCUUUUCGCCUAACCUCACUUUCUGUUUACAAACAAAUCGAUCUCAUUAAACGCGCCAAACGUAGCAAAACCCACACAAAAUCUCUCCCAAAAUGGAUAGAUAUUUCCAGAAUACGUCCAGCAACGCUCCAGGGUUCGUUUAUUUCAACCAGAACACAAGCCAAGAAGCCCAAAAUAAAUCCGACACGACGGACUUCCUGGCAUUCGGUGACUCCCCACAGGCGUCCCCGCAACCCAACAGGUUCACUCCGCCCUACUACAGCAGCCCCCAAACCAAAUUCUACAGAGGAAGCCCGCGGAAUUACCCCCCACACACCAGAAGGUAUCAGAGAUGGUCAGGGGGCAAUCGCUCGUUUAACAGCUCUGGGUCAAGUUUUAACCAGAGCACGUCGUUUAGAGAUGACGAUCAGGAGACAGAAAUAAGCAAAUUUGUGCAUCCGUCCUUCUUGGAGGAUCCGUGGGGGCGACUGGAGGCGAAAUUGAAAGAACAGAGUAGUGUGAGCGAGGCGAAUGAUUCAAGAAUAUUGGAAGAGGAGGAGACUUAAGUGGUGUUGAUUUCGUUGUCGGUGUUCAAUGUUAAAUCGAGAGUACAAACUGUACAUAUGUGCAAAUUCGAUGAAAACUCAAACGUAAAUGUAGGUUUUAGGUUAUUUUUCAAUAAUAAAAAAAAGCGUAUUUUAA
Molecule: messenger RNA, 685 nt
Organism: Zophobas morio
Lineage: Eukaryota; Metazoa; Arthropoda; Insecta; Coleoptera; Tenebrionidae
Exons: 2
Coding region: 97-549 (150 amino acids)
Source: RefSeq, a predicted model, not a curated record